AUGGCCGAAACCAUCCAGGCCUCUUUCGGGAUCAUCUUCAACUCCUUCGAAGAGCUUGAACUGACCAAACUAGCCAAAUGUCGCCGGCACUUCCCUAUCCUGAUCUUCACGGUUGACCCAUUCCACAAGCUCUUUGUAGCGUCAUCAAGCAGCUUGUUGCCUCAAGAUAGGAGCUGCAUUUCGUGGCUUGACAAGCAAGAAAAGCUCAAACCGGUCCUCUACAUGAGCUUCAGGAGCCUCUUAAUAGUCAGCGAGGCCCAAUUCCUGAAAAUAGCUUGGGGACUAGUGAAUAGUGGCCAGCCCUUCCUUUGGGUGGUGCUGCUUGGGACGAUUUGCGGGUUGGAAUGGCUCGAGGCCCUGCUUGGUGGGUUCCUAGAUGGGAGGGGCCAUAUUGUGAAGUGGGCCUUGCAGCAUGAGGUCUUAGUCCACCCCGUAGUUGGCGGUAUUUGGACGCACACCAAGUGGAACUUGACACUGAAGAGGGUGAACUCGAGGUACAUAAGCAAUGAGUGGAGAGUCGGGUUGCAUUUGGAAUACAAGGUGGAGAGGAGAGAUAUUAAGGAUGCGAUUAGGAGAUUAAUGGUGAGCUAUGAUGGAGAGGAGAUGAGGGAGAAAAUGAAGGCUUUUGAAGAGGAAGGUGGACGAGUGUCUCCAAGAUUGGUGGUUCUUCAUACCAGUCUCUUCAGAAAUUGA
Molecule: messenger RNA, 693 nt
Organism: Eucalyptus grandis
Lineage: Eukaryota; Viridiplantae; Streptophyta; Magnoliopsida; Myrtales; Myrtaceae
Product: UDP-glycosyltransferase 76B1-like
Exons: 2
Coding region: 1-693 (230 amino acids)
Molecular function (GO): UDP-glycosyltransferase activity
Source: RefSeq, a predicted model, not a curated record